GUUGUCCUGAGGAGACGGACUUGAAAAGGCUGAAACUCCGGAAUAGCCAGAUAAAUAAGCGGACAUUCAUUUGUGUGAUUUGAUGUGAAAAUUUACCAGAUACUGGAAAAAUACUUGUUAUUUUUGCCUGUGGACCUCGCUAUUAUGUCUGAUGCUCAUUGCUUUUGGCUCUGACUUCUGACAUCAUUCCAUAGUCAUCAUACAGCUGUGAUCUGGAGAUAUAAAAAUGAGGGUACUGGAGCCAGCUAGAGCUGUUAGGAGACCUCUAGAUCUUCCUCCAAGCCCAAUAGUCCGCACUGUUGAGAUGGAGCGUGGGCGAGCUGGAUAUGGAUUCACCAUGGCUGGACAGGCACCCUGUGUCCUCAGUGGAAUCAUGAAGGGGAGCCCGGCUUAUAGUGUCGGAUUGCGACCUGGGGACUACAUUUUGAGUGUGAAUGGUACAGAUGUAUCUAAGGCUUCACAUGAAACUGUGGUGAAACUCAUUGGUUCAUCGUCACGAUCGCUUUGUUUGCUGGUCACAUCAGGUGACAGGCAAUCUGCUGACUCGAGUGAUGAGGAACUGGCUUUUCCAAGAAAGCAGAAAGCAACAUGGCUAAAUCCUGGAAGGAUGGAUUCUAGUACCUCUACACCCUAUAAGAAAGAUGUGAGUGAGCCGUUGAUGCAAUCAGUGGGAAGUUUUGAUACUAUAUUUGAGAUUUCAGGCCAGGCCUCUGCUAACACACAAUCAAAGAAACAGAGACCAAUGUCAGAACCAGAUAUGUCUUACUGGGCUCAACAAAAUCACUCCAAAUGCCGUCCGCAUCUUCUUGGUGAGGAGGAACCAGCUUGUGUUGUGAGUAAGGAUUCAGUUUUCUCAGACUUUCAGAGUCAGAAUAAUAUUGUACCUGACUCUAGUGCUCUGAAUGUGGGAAUGGUGGUAGGAUACAUAAGCUCCAUGGAACUGGAUCUAGUGACAUCACAUGCUGAAGAAGACACCUUACAAGCCAUUCGUGACUGCAUCAGCCAGAUUGGAAUUGAGCAAAAAACCCACUCCCUGGUAAUGAUGAGGAUUAAGUGCAACUGCGUGCAGCUUUGCGAUGACAGGGAUGUGGUUUUGGCUGCAUAUCCUGCAGAAAACCUGGCUUUGUGUGUCAUUUGCACAGAAGACAAUAGGUUCUUUUGUCUUUUGUCAAUGGAUGGGACAAAAACUGUCAAUAAUAAGGCAGAGGUAAGCCCUUGUAUAAAGACAUUGUGCCAUGUAUUCUUCAUAGACCCUGAACUGUAUGACCACAAAGAACACCAAAAUAUCUCUGAGCACUUUGGCUUUUCAUGUACUCCUGACCCUGACACCCAGGGCUGUCUGGAAUUUCCUCAAACUCCAUACUCAAUAUUACAUUUUGUGUCAGUCCUAUACAAAGACAUAGGGGAUUAUAUUGAGAAAUUGCGUCUCAAAUUGGACAGCGAGGAUUCUGAUGAAGGACAGUCAAAUGCACGAAACAGUGGUAGUGGUGACAGCGGGAUCGGAAAUGUGUCUCCAGAAGAUCAGGAAAGCCUUGCUGACCAAUGGAGUCUCACAUCUCCAAACACUUCCCAACACUUUUGGAAUAAACCUCCUCCAUAUGGCUCCCAAGAGAGGAAUGGAACAUCUCUAAAGCCAGAACGUAAGUGCCUCCUCGCAGAGCCGUUUCCCGGCCCUGCUCUACCUGUGACUCCACAAACAGGUGCUUCCACCAGAACAGAGGUCUCAGGUUGUGCACCACUGCAACCUCUACACUCAGUUAAGCAGCAAGAUUCGCCAGAAAAUACAUCCAAACACAGAAGCAGUCAGCGCUGGCCCUCUGUUGGCAUCCGGGCACGCUGGCAGAAACCUCGGCCUGAUAGCACUGAAAGCCUGGCAGACACUGAUUUCAGUGGACCCAAAGAUAAAAACAGUACCUUGCCACCUGCCAUGGAAAAAAUCCCCACACUGAGAUAUACAACACCAAAUAAUCACGUACCUCCACAAAGGCCUCACCUUGACCUGACUCGGAAACUCUUCAGCAGUGGAUCCAAGAAUAGGGAUGGAGAAAACAAGGGUUCUAGAUUUUGGGGUCUUACUAGAGGACGUUCUUCUGUUCGGCGAACAGCAGCUCGUACCAAACGUCUCAGCCUGGCUCGCUCACUGGAUGACCUUGAGUCAGCCGCAUCGGACGGUGAGCGAGGUGGUAUGGAGCGGCAUGACUGCGGAAGUGUUAGCAGUUUGGAGAGUAAUGGCAGUCUGCCCACUGUCCCCAACCACCACCGUCUCUCGGAUCGCCGUGUUGCAUCAUGGGCCAUCUGCUUUGAGCGCCUGCUCCAGGAUCCUGUGGGAGUGCGCUACUUUUCUGAGUUUCUGAAAAAAGAGUUCAGUGAAGAGAACAUCUUAUUCUGGCAGGCAUGUGAAUUCUUCAGCCAAGUUCCUGAACAUGACAAGAAGCAGCUAUCCCAGAAGGCCAGAGAAAUCUACAACAGCUUUCUGUCCAGCAAGGCCACUACACCAGUGAACAUUGACAGCCAGGCUCAGCUUGCAGAUGACGUUCUCACUGCACCACGGCCUGACAUGUUCAAACAGCCACAGUUACAGAUUUUUAACCUGAUGAAGUUUGACAGCUACGCUCGCUUCCUGAAGUCUUCGCUAUAUCAAGAGUGUAUGCUAGCUGAGGUGGAGGGACGACCUCUCCCUGACCCCUAUCAGGUGCCCUGCAGCCCCGCCCCUUCCAAGCACAGCUUCAACUCUGACCGCUCCACUUUGUCCACACCAAAAAAGGACCCACGCAGGUCCAGGACAGGCAGGUCGAGCGAUGACCUCAGAGAUGAUUCCGAUAGGAAAAAUGGUAUUUUCUCCUGGUACAGAAACCGCAGCUUUGGUAAAGGACCAAAGAAAAGAGAAAUCACAGAUUUUAAUUAUAGCAGUAAUGGGCGGAGGGAAUCUCAGGGGUCUCUGUCCUCCAGUGCCAGUCAGGAGCUCAACACAUCCGCAGGGAGGAAUGAGUGUGAUCAGAGGACCUCCACAUGGGAGCGAGACAGGGAGAGGUUGAGCAGGUCAUGUACAGUAACGCUUCCUGACGGCUCCAGCUGUUGUGUGCCUCUGAGGCAGGGGGCUUCCAUCAGACAGGUGCUGCUGGAGCUCUGCCAGAAACAACACAUCAACCUUGCUGCGGUCGACCUCUUCCUCAUCGGAGGAGAGAAGCCCCUAGUGUUGGACCAAGACAGCAUGACUCUCAGUUGCCGAGACCUUCGACUGGAGAAGCGUACUUUAUUCAGGCUGGAUCUGGUGCCCAUUAACAGAUCAGUGGGAUUGAAAGCCAAGCCCACCAAACCCGUCGCCGAGGUCCUGCGCCCUGUGGUUGCCAAGUACGGCCUCCGCCUUAGUGACCUGGUUGCCAGAAUAAGUGGAGAGACGGAAGCGCUUGAUCUGGGACUGCCCAUAUCAAAUCUUGACGGCCUCCGAGUAGUGCUAGAGAGAGCUGAUCCAAGCUCUUCCAAAGCAGACAAGUCUAAGAAGAUUCCCUCCAAAACCCCAGUGUCAUCGCUCAACAAUAAAGGUCAAUCAACACUGGGGGAUCACAAGUCAGGUAAACCUGUGAAAGGUGAUGGAGGAGAUAAGCACCCCAUCACAGAAACACCACAGAAGAAGAAAGGCAUUAAGAUUCAUCUGGAUGAAGCUGAAGAGUUUUUUGAGCUGCUGAGUCGUGCUCAGAGCAGCCGCGCUGAUGAUCAAAGAGGCUUGCUGAGGAAAGAGGAUUUGGUGCUGCCUGACUUCCUGCGUUUGGACCACGACUCCAGCGCCUCACCAUCCUGCUCUACUCCCACCUCCCAAAAACCUGGCCACUGCACCAACAAACCCCAACCUGCUGCUUCCAACGGACACCCGCACAGACCCGGCGCAGAGCCGGCCACCUUCGCCCCUCCCCUCUCCCCCAUCCUACGGCCAGCACACCAAACCCACGGGCAGGAUGGGGAAGGACUGGGUGACUUGACGCUAGUAGGGGAGGGAGAUAUCUCAAGCCCCAAUUCUACCCUAUUGCCCCCUGCGCCAAUCCCCCCACCCCCACACGAAGGCAGUCUACCCGAGGCCAACUUUACCCCACCGCCGACCUGCGCUCGCAGUCAGCCCAGCUCAGGUACAAAGGGUGGAGUUGAAAAUUUCCCUCCAACCGGCCACCACCAGGGGGCACCAUGUCCUCUCUCACCAGCCCAGGAAGGCUUACAGUCUGUGGUGAAAAGGACAGGUGUGGAUGGGGCUGGUCUGGAGGACAGCUUCGAGGGCUAUGCAGCCGAGCUUCGUCAUUGCCAGAGUAAAAUGAGGAAUGGCACUUACCCCUCCAUCGACCCCACACGGCCCCUCAGCAGCCUGUCAGACAAAAACAACACAGUUCAGUACAAAGCCACAUUUGUAUGAAAAUGGGCGUCAGGCUACGUAGUGGUGAUUUCUCAGAAACUUUCGAGGGCACAAGUGGAGAAACUUCAGUGCAACAAAAGUAACUUUGUACAAAUGUAUUUUUAAUUACAUUUCAUAACUUAUUAAAUAGCGGCUUUUUUUAGAUACAGAUCAACUAAGCUGUUAUAAGAGUAUAGGUUUCUCAGCAUCCAUUUGAAGCCUGGCCUCACCGCUUCCUGUUCAUUUCAAUGGAGAGCUCUGCUGUGGUGCAUGAUGCUUCUCAGUUCAGCAAAAACGUUAAUCAGAUUUUAAGUUUAUGCAAAUGAGCGCUGUUGUGUUUAGCCAAUCGCUCAAGAGUAGGUUGGUCUUUGUCACAAACUCCAGACAGAACAGAGGCUUUCUCUCUUUCUCUUCUUUGAAUUCAUGACAGUUUAGUACAAUAAUUAUACAGAGCUGUUGACAGGAUCUGGAGGGAAGAUGUUCGACUGGAUAAAGUUUACAUAGUUCAAGUGGGAAAACUGAAAGCAUACAAAGCUUUAAGAUUACUUGCUAAGGUAGCUAGCUUGCUAGUGAGCUUGAAUGAGCUAACUUUCUAACUUGUCAAUGACUGAUGCAUUCUGAAACUUCUAAAAACAUAAAGGUCUGUACUUAUUUUCUGUGCAAGCUUAUUUGUUGCUUUAUAAUACAUAAGAAACUGCACCAGAUGUGUCGCCAGUGGCGAACAGAGGGAGCCGAUGAGGUGGAAUACAGCAAGACAAGAUACAAGUGGACACGUAUCAUUAUAGAUCAAUGUAGCAGGCGUGAUUACAACCAAUAGAACAGUUUACAUCUGCUGUUAGAAAUUUGAAUGUGUAUGAAUUGUACAUUGGAAUAAUUAAUGUGUUAAUAGCUGAAAAUUAAAAGUUUUCAAUGAUUUUCAA
Molecule: messenger RNA, 5298 nt
Organism: Pygocentrus nattereri (red-bellied piranha)
Lineage: Eukaryota; Metazoa; Chordata; Actinopteri; Characiformes; Serrasalmidae
Gene: rgs12a
Product: regulator of G protein signaling 12a
Exons: 18
Coding region: 227-4399 (1390 amino acids)
Biological process (GO): signal transduction
Molecular function (GO): protein binding; GTPase activator activity
Source: RefSeq, a predicted model, not a curated record